This is a messenger RNA of Passer domesticus (house sparrow), 4397 nucleotides long. RefSeq names its product ariadne RBR E3 ubiquitin protein ligase 2 (gene ARIH2). The transcript is spliced from 15 exons. Bases 239 to 1711 code for a protein of 490 amino acids. The record is from RefSeq and is a predicted model, not a curated record. Gene Ontology annotation, cellular component: cytoplasm; ubiquitin ligase complex. Gene Ontology annotation, molecular function: zinc ion binding; ubiquitin conjugating enzyme binding; ubiquitin protein ligase activity. Gene Ontology annotation, biological process: positive regulation of proteasomal ubiquitin-dependent protein catabolic process; ubiquitin-dependent protein catabolic process; protein polyubiquitination. NCBI's taxonomy places the organism in Eukaryota, Metazoa, Chordata, Aves, Passeriformes, Passeridae.
GGCACUCCGCACCACCUUACCUUGAUGGUGUCCAGCGGGUGCCCCACGAACACCAGGCAGACGCCCCCGAAACCGCCAGCGAAGAAGUUCUUCAAGGGGCUGAUGGGCUGCGGCUGCUUGGCCAUGGCGGCGGCGGAGGGAGACAGAGCUCAGAUGAAAUCAAAAGAACGAUAAAGUUUGGAGGAAAAAAAAGAAGCUGCACUUGCUUUCCUGGUCUGCAGUUUGGCAGGGCAUUAAGAUGUCCGUGGACAUGAACAGCCAGGGCUCUGACAGCAAUGAAGAGGAUUAUGACCCUAAUUGCGAGGAGGAGGAAGAGGAUGAGGAUCCUGGGGAUAUUGAGGAUUAUUAUGAUGGGGUAGCUAACGACGUGGAGCAGCAGGGAGCAGAUGCCUUUGAUCCAGAGGAAUAUCAGUUCACCUGCUUGACUUACAAGGAGUCGGAGAGCACUCUCAAUGAACACAUGGCCAGCUUGGCUGCCACGUUAAAGGUAUCACAUGCUGUUGCAAAGCUAGUAUUAGUUAGUUUCCACUGGCAAAUCUCAGAGAUUUUGGAAAGGCACAAGGCUAAUGCUGCCCAGUUGCUAGUAGAAGCUCGAGUCCAGCCCACCUCAUCCAAACAUGCAAUGGUACAUUCCUCCCACCACUGCGCCGUGUGCAUGCAGUUUGUCCGGAAGGAGAACUUGCUCUCCCUGGCUUGUCAGCACCAGUUCUGCCGCAGCUGCUGGGAGCAGCACUGCACAGUGCUCGUCAAGGAUGGUGUUGGAGUGGGGGUGUCCUGCAUGGCUCAGGACUGUCUACUCCGGACACCAGAAGACUUUGUGUUUCCAUUGCUGCCUAGUGAAGAGCUGAAAGACAAAUACAGGCGCUACCUCUUCAGGGACUAUGUGGAGAGCCAUUACCAGCUGCAGCUGUGUCCUGGUGCAGAUUGCCCUAUGGUCAUACAGGUACAAGAGCCAAAAGCCCGGCGAGUGCAGUGCAAUCGUUGCAAUGAGGUCUUCUGCUUUAAGUGUCGGCAGAUGUACCACGCACCCACAGACUGCGCGACCAUUCGCAAAUGGCUCACCAAGUGUGCAGAUGACUCUGAAACAGCCAACUACAUCAGUGCUCACACUAAAGAUUGUCCCAAGUGCAAUAUCUGUAUUGAAAAGAACGGAGGCUGCAAUCACAUGCAAUGUUCCAAAUGCAAGCAUGACUUCUGCUGGAUGUGUCUGGGAGACUGGAAGACUCAUGGCAGCGAGUACUACGAAUGCAGUCGGUACAAAGAGAAUCCUGAUAUUGUAAACCAGAGUCAGCAAGCACAGGCCAGGGAGGCCCUUAAGAAGUACUUGUUCUAUUUUGAGAGGUGGGAGAAUCACAAUAAAAGCCUACAGCUGGAGGCACAGACAUACCAACGAAUCCAGGAAAAAAUACAAGAAAGAGUUAUGAACAACUUGGGAACAUGGAUAGAUUGGCAAUAUCUACAGAAUGCUGCAAAACUACUUGCAAAGUGUCGUUACACCCUGCAGUACACAUAUCCAUAUGCCUACUACAUGGAGUCUGGGCCCAGAAAGAAGCUGUUUGAAUACCAGCAGGCCCAGCUGGAAGCUGAAAUUGAAAAUCUCUCAUGGAAGGUGGAGCGAGCAGACAGCUAUGACAGAGGGGACUUAGAGAAUCAGAUGCACAUAGCAGAGCAGAGACGGAGGACCCUGCUGAAAGACUUCCAUGACACAUAAGAGAGGAGGAAGUGACAGUGCAGGGGUGAGAGCAGCGAGUGAAGUGAUGGUAGCUUCACUGGGAUAAGCAGGCACUGCCUCUGGGAGAACACGGCCAAGGACAAAGCCACCCCUCCCCUUGCAAGUCAGACACAUGCAAACACCACCUCUUAGUCCAGUUUGUUCUCUUAUCUUUCUGUUUCUGUUUCUGCCAGGCUAGAGGCCAGAGCUCAGAUUGGCAUAUUUCCUGGGCCAUUUCCCUCCUGCCCUUGAUGGUUUCAGAACGGGAGGGAGUUUUUUUCUGAAUGGCUGUUAAUAGUGUUAGAUCAUUACAGUUUAUGUAAUUUUCAACGGUUGUACAAUUAUACAGACAAAACCUUAGAAUAACACAAAACCCUUUUUAAAAAUAAAUUGGCAGUGGAGUGUUUUUCCUUAAUCUGCUUGUAAAUUUAAUGGGCUUUUCCCCCUCUCCUUCUCCCUUCCUCUGACCCAAAAAUCCUCCUAGUCAUUGAAGGAGGUUAAAAAAUAUCUCAGCUAGAUUUUCCGAUGCUCCUUUAACCAGGGCAUUGCAGCAUUGGCAUUGCAUGAGGAGAGUGGCUGCUGUUAAGGGUGGCUGCUGCUGUGUCUGGCCUGACAGUACCAGCAGUGGCUGUGACUCAGUUUGAUCACAUGUGACAUCUCUUUUUCUUGUAAAUGAGCUGUGCAAAAUCCAGCUACACAGACAAAAACAAACAGAGGAAUUGUCAGGGACAGAACAGGUUAACAUUGGGGAAUAUGCUUGAGUUUCAGAGAAAUUGAGAGAAAUCAGAUUCUGCAUUUGAUGAAUUUAGGUCUUCCAUGUAGAUUUUUGCUUUACUUGUUUUUGUGGGGAGGAUGUUGUAUUGCCAAAGUGAGUGAUGAGGGAGUAGUAGCAUACAGUUGUUAAUCAAGGCUUGGGGCUUUUGCAGAGUGAAAGAAUCCAUGUUAUAACAGUGCCAUGCAGCCUGAUAAAGAUUAUUUGUGCCUGCUGGGUAGCAUGGCUGAGAAAAAAUUGAUCUCAUUCAUCAAAGUGAGACUAAACACCACUAUGUUAUGAGGAGGAAAGAUUGUGUACAGCACACUCCCUGGCACGUGUUGGCAAUGUGGACAGGCACUUGAAUACAGGUGCACUGCUUGUGCAGAGCCUGCACCAAGCCAGGCAGAAAAUUAACUAGCAAAAUUAAUUUAUUUGUAUAUUAGUAUUGAUGCUGGUGGGAACUUAUCAGAAAAUUGAUUGUUAGGAGCAUGUGGAGCUUUUUUAUUAACAUUCUCUUUUCUAAUGUAAAAUAUACACUAAAAUAAAAAUAUGAAAAACCUAGUUCAUCUUAGUAGGGGUUAACAUGAAAAAUGUUACUUAAAUGCUGACUCUUGCCUGUUUGCUACAGGAAGCAGGCCAUAUAUUAGGAUUUCACAGAUAUCUGUGUUACUUGCACCAGGAGCUUGUUGUUUACAGCCAGUAAGGUGCAGCUGGAGUCUGAUCUGAGGAAAUUUUCACCUCUGUGGGGAACUCAUGGGAUUCUCUUCUAUGCUGUAUUUGGAAGUGUUGCCUUUGAUGCAUCCCUGUAUUGUUCUUAUGCAAUGUCACUUGAUAAAGAUUAAACUGGAGGGGGGAAAAGUGCUAAAUUCCUGCGUGUCAGAAUAAGCUAACUCUGCUGUUGGAGCCUCUUUGGUACCUGAGAUGUGACCCAGGCACUUGCAGCAGGUGCAAUUGGGCUCAUAGAUUUUAUCAAGACUGAUGCUUUAGUUUAAACAAGGAGUAGCUGUCAUAGGAGCUAAUCCUGUGGCCAUGCUUGUUGUACACAGCAGAAAAUUUCAACCUGAGAGGCCUUUUCCUUCCUCCCUCCCAUCUCUGGUGUGGGAUCUAUCCUCAGGGAACAAGGGAAUGCACUGGGAGGAGCUGCUGGCCAUGAGUGAGUGUUACAGCAGAGGCAGCUGAGGGUAGGGCAGGCUCGUGGACAGAUGGCUGGAGCCAGGGAGCAGGGCAGGGAAGGGAUCUGUGGUUUCUGGGAGCAGCACUGCUUGCUGUGGAAGAGAUCUCCAUAGCCAUGGCUCCUUACAUUCCUGCUCUGUCCUGUUCUGGCUCCCCUCGAGGCUGGAGCUGUACAGAUAAAUCUGGCCUUGCUCCAGCCACUGUCUCUUGAUUUCAUUUCUUACUCUGCACCCAGCAGCAGCCUCUCUGUGCCCUCCUCAUGAUAUAUCCUAGAGGUCAGUCUCUCUUCCUCUCCCCUUCCCAAAUGAUUGUCUUGGCAUGCUGCUUCCAUGGGAGGGGAGUCGAGGAAGGUUUGCUGAGACCCAGCAGUUUGCAGUGAAUACAAACAAUGUUUAAAGUAUUCCUUAAAAAUGUAACGUGCAAAGUACUGAUUAGGAUAAAAGCUGGUGUUCUUGUCCAAACAUAACUAUCUUAACACCUAGUCCCUUUGCAGAGCAGGUAUGUGGAGUUUCCUAAUCCCAAAGAAUUUUCACUUCUGUUACAUAAUUGUCCAGCUUUGAGCUAAAUGAGAAUGAGGUUUUGUCUCUCCUUCCCUCCUUCUUUCCCUCCCUCUCUCUUCUAUGCCCCCACAAAAUAUUUUGCUAUGAAUUCUCAUUUGUGGACAAGCCAGACCAUAUAGCUGUGGCGAGGCUUGCUGAACAGGCUGCUGAGAUGCUUGGCUGAGGAACAGUAAUAAAGAUUGCACAGUGCACCCACUAA